Messenger RNA from Rubroshorea leprosula, 1586 nucleotides. Lineage: Eukaryota; Viridiplantae; Streptophyta; Magnoliopsida; Malvales; Dipterocarpaceae. The record is from the annotation of a GenBank genome assembly.
AGACAGAGACAACCUAAAUUUAUGUAGUAAAAUAAAACAAAAAUCUUAAAUUAAACUUCAGCUCCUGGAUUAUGGGUAAUUCUGGAGGAGAAUUUCAGACCGCUGGAAAUCUCAGAAGAGUCCUGUAAGAACAGCUAUCUGUGCUCUGUCUAAGCUCCCUGUUUCUUGUAAGGCGCGCUUAAAAAACUUGUUGCUUUCCAUUCAACCUAAUUUAGUCAAACGUGUUUAAGUAGCACAAGAAAAAUAAUUUUCAAAUGGCCAAACAGGCAACGGCUUUGCCUUAUUUAAACCCACCCUCGACUCCCUUCUUCCUCCCCUUCGCCCCCUGUUUUUUUCCUCUUCAUUGCUUGCAACAUCUGCUUCCAUUUCCCUUUUCCUCCUUUCCUCCUCUUUUUAUCUUUCGAACUACGCGUUUUUGAAACGGGUGGUUCGAACUUCGAAUACAAUCACGCUUCUUUACUGGUUAUUUUUGCCACUUGAAGAGAAGAUGGAGUAUGAAAACUGCUACAGAUUGCUUCAGAGCCCAAAGUAUGAUUGCCUUCUAUUCGAUCUUGAUGAUACCCUUUAUCCUCUUAGUUCUGGGAUUGCAAGAGAAUGUGGAAAGAACAUUAAGGAUUACAUGGUUGAAAAGCUUGGAAUAGAGAGGGACAAAAUCAUUGAGUUGUCAAAUCUAUUGUACAAGAAUUAUGGGACAACAAUGGCUGGCCUAAGGGCAAUUGGUUAUGACUUUGACUAUGACGAGUACCAUAGUUUUGUUCAUGGAAGACUACCUUAUGAGAACCUAAAGCCGGAUCCUGUUUUGAAGAGCUUGUUGCUGAGCUUGCCUCUUCAAAAAGUUAUCUUCACAAAUGCAGACAGGGUCCAUGCAGCUAAAGUUCUUAGCAGGCUGGGGUUAGAGGAUUGUUUUGAAGGAAUCAUCUGCUUUGAGACUUUGAAUCCUACUCACAAGACCGCUGCUUCUGACGAUGAAGAUGACAUCGAGUUUAUUGGAUCAACUACAGCUGCUAAUUCAAAUGAUGUUCCUGGUGGCUCCAAAAUCUUUGACAUCGUUCAUCAUUUUGCUCAACCAAACUCUGCUGUGGCAUUACCAAAGACACCUAUUGUUUGCAAACCAUCAGAAGCUGCCAUAGAACGUGCUCUCAAGAUAGCCAACAUCAACCCACAGAGAACAUUGUUCUUCGAGGAUAGUGUUCGUAACAUCCAGGCUGGAAAACGCUUGGGCCUUCACACUGUCCUGGUUGGUACUUCUCAAAGAGUGAAAGGUGCAGAUUAUGCAUUAGAAAGCAUCCACAACAUCAAGGAAGCCUUGCCGGAGCUCUGGGAGGCUGAUAGGAAGUCAGAAGUGGGCUACUCUGGCCAGCAGGUUGUGGUGGAGGCAUCUGUGACAGCUUAGAUUAUAUAUGUACUAGUAGUGCCAAUGCAAGAAAAUCAGUCAUGUCCUGAGGGAUCAUAUUGUCCCCAUUCCUAAUCAUUGUUCCUCCCAUGUACAUAUCCUUUCUUCCUUCGGGGCAUAAUUAUAUGAAUAUAAAAAUCGAAAAUUCAGCCUGUUUUGGCUACCAAAAAAAAAAAAAACACGUUGACACCUU